Wasmannia auropunctata (little fire ant) is the source of this 4991-nucleotide messenger RNA. RefSeq lists its product as uncharacterized. Gene Ontology annotation, biological process: piRNA processing; siRNA processing; RNA methylation. The transcript is spliced from 5 exons. Bases 134 to 4477 code for a protein of 1447 amino acids. NCBI's taxonomy places the organism in Eukaryota, Metazoa, Arthropoda, Insecta, Hymenoptera, Formicidae. Gene Ontology annotation, molecular function: RNA methyltransferase activity; O-methyltransferase activity. Gene Ontology annotation, cellular component: nucleus; cytoplasm. The record is from RefSeq and is a predicted model, not a curated record.
UCCGAUACUGCGCGCCGACACGACGUGGUGAGGCCGUUGUGCGCCGUGUCGGUUAAGGUGAAGUGUAUACACAGAGCGGUAUGAGCGGUUUGCGGAGCGGUGUUGGAAGGAAUUGCGAAAGAAUUUUACGAACAUGGUCGGCCUACUCCUCCACGUGCUCUACUUGUUGGGCAAAUGCAUAUACGAUAGAUAUCGCGUCAAGAGAACGAGGCUCCUACCCGACGUCGCGAACGAGGCGGAGCUGUUCCGUUACGAUUACGACACGUUCGACGAUGUCUCGGAGUUCGAGGAUACGUGCUGGUGGACGCACAGGACGAUAAACAACUUCUUCCCACCGGCGUACAUACAGCGAUACUGUGCGGUGACGGAAGUGCUCAGCCAGUACAAGGGAAAAUUGUCAAAGGUUGUUGACUUUGGGUGUGCGGAGCUAGGCUUCCUGGUUUAUUUGAAAGGUAUACCGGAAGUGGAACAGAUACUCUGCGUAGACGUGGACAGGGAGGUUCUAGAAAGAAAUGAAAGAAAAGCGGCACCGUUAAUCACGGAGAUGAUGUCCAGUCGAGAGAGAAAGCUUACGAUAGAGAUUUGUGAAGGCAGUGUAACGGACAAUGAUAUAAAGUUGAAGCAUGCAAAUGCUGUAAUAUGCAUUGAAUUGAUUGAGCAUUUGUAUCCAGAUACAUUGAUAGAUCUUCCUUUUAAUAUUUUUGGCUACAUCAAGCCAGAAGUAGUAAUAGUGACAACACCAAAUGUGGAAUUUAAUGUAGUAUUUCCAAAUAUGUCAGGCUACAGACAUCCAGAUCAUAAGUUUGAAUGGACAAGGGAACAAUUUCAAGACUGGGCACAAAAUAUUGUGGUAAGAUAUCCGUAUUAUAGCGUGACAUUUCAAGGAAUUUGUAAUGGACCCGAAGGCACUGAGGAAUUAGGCGCAGUGACGCAGAUGGCGGUGUUUCACCGAAUUUUACCGAGGAAUGAAUCAAGAAUAGAGAUUAUAAUGCCAGAUGAAUACAUUAAGUUAAGAGGGCAACAUGCGUUGUAUAAUACAAUAGCUAAAUAUGAGUACAGUACAGGACAGUGCGACAAUCGUUCAGACGAACGAAAGAUACUGGAUGAAGCGACGUAUUACAUCCAUUAUCUAAAUGAUAUAAAUGAUGACGAGGAUACCAUCGGUGAAGUACACCUGACCCGUAUAUUGGAGUUCAUGUCCAAGUAUACCGUUUCGUUGGAAACGUUGAGGUCGAUUCUGACAGACGCAGGAUGGAGCGUCGUAGAUCGAGAAAAUGGACCAGCAGUGCUUCUUGAGCCUUUCGAGAGUUCUGAUGAAAUGUCGAACAUAAGCAAUGAUUAUAGUAACAUGGAGAAUGAUGAUUGGGACAACGAAUAUGAAAAUUCAAGGGACGAUUCGAUAAAUAUGGAGAACAUAUGGGACUAUGAAACUGGGGAACGCAUAGGUGAAAUAUACGUGGAUGCGGGUGAAGUUUAUGGAUCUCGGCAAAACCUACAUACUGAAGAUUGGAAUGAAGAGUCUAAUGUCACAAAUGAGGAGAGCAGAUUGGACUAUAUAACUAAUUCAUCCGUAAAUGACGCAUCUGCAGAUACAAAUGGAGAAUAUUCAUCUCGACAAAAUCCGCAUGCUGAAGGUUUGCAUGAAGAACCUGAUGUCACAAGUGAGGAGAACAGAUGGGGCUGUGCAACUAAUUCAUCCAUAAAUGUUGCGUCCGCAGAUACAAAUGGAGAAUAUUCAUCUCGACAAAAUCCGCAUGCUAAAAGUUUGCGUGAAGAGCCUAAUGUCACAAGUGAGGAGAACAGAUGGGGCUGUGCAACUAAUUCAUCCAUAAAUGUUGCAUCCGCAGAUACAAAUGGAGAAUAUUCAUCUCGACAAAAUCCACAUACUGAAAGUUUGCACGAAAAGUCUAAUGUCACAAAUGAGGAGAAUAAACAAGAUUAUGUAACUAAUUCACCUAUAAAUGAGCCAGUUGCAGAUGCAAAUGAAGAAUAUUUAUCUGAACAAGAUCUGCAUACCGAGAGUUGGCUUGACAGUCCCAAUUUUACGGAUGAUGAGGAUGGAUGGGAUUAUGAGUCUCGCAUAAAUAAGACACACAAUGCGGACAUAGAAGAGGAAUCUUUAUCUACGCAAAAUCCGCAUACCGAAAAUUGGCCUGAAGAAUCCAAUUUUACAAAUGAGAUGAACAGACGGGACUGUGAAUUUGGUCUAUCCAUAAAUCAGACAUUUGCGGAUGCGAAUGAAGAAUAUUCAUCUGUGGAAAAUCCUCGUAUUGAAAAUUGGCACGAGGAACUCAGCAUUAUCAUACCCGAAAAUUGCUCUAUUAACCAAGAGAACACUUAUUUGUAUGAUGGCGAAAAUUCUUUAGUGGAAGAAUCUCAUUUGUCUAAAGAGCUGCGUGCAACGUGUGACGAUAGCCGCAAACGUUCAGCAGUUAGAAAUACCGCAGAAUCUUUAAUGUAUAUCGAACGAGAAUUACCAAGUGAUUCGAUUUCUCUAACGUUAAAUGAGAUAGAAGUGGAAACUCAAGUAAUUGCUUCUGAUAUGCCUUCAGCACCACUCAACGACAGUUUGCAAUUAAAAAUCUCAGUUGACAAUAUUACAGCAGAACCUGCUUUGUUACAAAGUGACCAGAUAAAUCUAGCAACUACUAAAGGGAUUACUUCAAUGUUAAACUUCCAACCACGUAUGUCUGUUUCGCGUUCAUCGACGUCGCCGACACCGCUUUACUUUAACUCUGAGACGAACAACUCUUUGCAAGAUUUUAGUUAUUAUCAAAACGAAUCGUUGAUCAACAAUCAGUGUUUAUUAAACAGUACUUUUCGUCAAUCUGACAUAGCGACUGAAACAGUUGUGACUUCGGAAGAAUCUGUUUUAGGCGAUACUUGUUUUAAGGACAGUCUUCCAAAGAAAGAUACACGAGGAAGCGAAAUAAACUUUUCGUUACAUAUGCCUCCGAACCAUCAUAACUGUAGUGUCGAACAGGGAAGAGGUAUUUCAGAUAAAAAUCAAAUUUGUGAGGAUAACGAUAUGGCAGAUGUGAUGUCAUCAGACGCUUAUAGUAAUUUUAAUCGUCAGCCGAAAUACACAAGUUCACCUCAUACAAAAACGCCCACUACCAAUAUUGUUAAUAAAAGUUUGAAGUACAGAGAGCUAAUACCUGCGAUGAAUAGUAAUGUUUUGCCGGAUACGACGGAAGAAAUCAAGGAAACUGUCUCAGAUACUUCUGACAGUAGUUCAUUAGAAGCUAAUCAGAAAUCUAAUAAUAGUAUCGCAGGAACAAUUAAGCCAUAUGCAACUUCCUCGGGCAGUGGUGUUACAAAUAUUUCAAGACGUAACGUAGACUGUUCCGCUAAUAGCAGCACACAGCAAAAAUUGUGUUUAGAGAAUAAGGAUUUUAGUGGUGUUGACAACUCUAUCUCUAUAGAAUUAAUACAAGAUACUAAUCGAGAUUUCGCGAAAAAUGAUAGAAUCGAUCAUGAAUCUGAUACUGCAGACGAUACACCACGAAAUGUAGAUGCACACCGUGACUUAUCGUUAGGCAAUGAGAGUAUUAAUCGUAAGGACAAAAGUGUAUAUUGUACAUUAGCGGAAACAGAUGUGGCGGACAGCACUGACGCGAAGGAACGCUUAGAAAAUGCGAUUAGUGAUCUCGCACAGUCAAGCGUAAGGGAGAAGAGAUUAAUUCCGCCUAGAGAUUUAUUAAGUCUAGAGAAUUAUUCCGAGUCGCAGAGCGUUAGCAAAUACUCUUCAUCUGAUUGUGCCAAAGAAACUAGCGUUUUAAGAAAUGACAGGUUUGUACCUUGUACAAGUAGCGAGGAUACGAGUAAUGUUAACGUCACAUCGGUGCUGAAAAAUGAAGAGAUCGUUGGUACGAGUAAGGAUAUAUCGAAUAUCGCUGGAUUAGUGAGUAACGUUGAAGCUAAACCGUCUUCUCCGCUCGAGACACCUCCGAACAGCUGGUCCCCCGAGAUCAUGGAUUCCGGCUACCCGAAUUCAGCUUCCGCGCAAGAUAUAACACCGGAAUACGAGUUACCUAGCAUAGCUCAGGAUUACAUACCAGACUCUGAAUCGCCGAGCGUCGCGGAAGCGCCGAGGCUCGGGGUCUUGGAGCCGGUCGAGGUGGAAAACGGCGAUUUGGCGAAUAAUAACAGAGACGGCGAAGGCAACAAUAUGAUGGCUGUGGAUGCUAAUGAUAUCGAAAACUUGCAACCGCUUAUUGACGUAUUGGAGAACGAUCUCGAGAACGAGAAUGAUAUUUACGUAAUGCAGAACGGCUUUCCUAUAUGGUUACUGAGAAUAUUGGACAUGGCGAAUCCGCUUGAUUUUGACAUGCAAGCUCGGCAAAAUCUGAGAAUUCCUAACGAAGUUGCAGGUGCUAACUAUGUAGGUCAUGACGAAGGUUUUGAUAGCUCCUCAGAGAGUGAGAAUGAUGUAGCUUACAAUGAAAUGGAAAAUGAUAAUGGACAUGAUAAAUAAAGAAUUUUACUUAAUGAGAAGGAAAGUAAAGGUAAAACUAGAGUUCCUGAAGUAACGGAAGUUAGAACAUCAGCCGCCAUUAAUAGGGAACUAUCCAGAUCUGUCUAUCUUAUUCUAUCUUACAAGAUAGAAUAAGAUGGAUUAUUCUAUCGUACAAGAUAGAAUAAGAUCUGGAACAUAGAGUGAGAAAGCAACUAAAAUAAAAUAGCUAUUUUACUUGUUUCUCGCAAAAAAAUUUGGUUCCUUAUUAUAUACGACGGAUCAAUCAAAAAUCAUUACUCCUAACUCUUACUUGAGGAACUCGUAAGUAAAACGUGAGCGUGAUAUGAUUGCAGCGUCAAAGUAAUAUCUCACAUAUCAUUCUUCGAUGCUCCUAACAAAGUUUGCAGUGUAGGCUUGAAAUUUGACUUUGUUUAUUUGAACAGUGAAUAUUUUGGACAGUAUUCUUGUUUACGUUUUUUAUAUAUAAAAGAUUGUAUUCUAAAACAGCUCGAAUAAGUUUUUUUUUUAUUUA